Coffea arabica (coffee) is the source of this 1928-nucleotide messenger RNA. RefSeq lists its product as uncharacterized. NCBI's taxonomy places the organism in Eukaryota, Viridiplantae, Streptophyta, Magnoliopsida, Gentianales, Rubiaceae. The record is from RefSeq and is a predicted model, not a curated record.
UCCAUCCAUCCCUCCAAUUUAUAAGCUCCACAAUCUUUCAUUUUACAAGUUACCAACCAAACCAAACCACCCCUAAGUCUAACCAAAUUUCCCCAUCCUGUUUUUAUUCUUCAAAGAGAAGAAAAAUUAGAUCUUUUUCUUCUUGAUGGUAAUUCCUUUGAAUAGGAAUUGAAGAAAGAAACAAUACCAUUCAACUAAACGGAAAGGAGAACAAACCAAUUCAAAAAAGUCCUGGCUAAAUCUUCUGUUUUGAUUCCUCAAUUUUGUUUAAACAAAUUUAUUCUCUUUCUUUUUUCAGAAGAUAAAAUUGUGCCAAUUUCUCAUUUCCUUCUCCUUUCUGAACAAUCCUUGCCAAAUUUUCCUUUAUUUGAAGCUCAUCUAACAUGUUCUGCUAACAUUAGCUUCAAUCGCUUUAGAAAUUUAGCAACUUUUUUUGGUUUUGCCUUUUUAAAGGACUAGGAUUUUGUUUUUGUUUUUGUAAAUUUAAUCUCAUUUUUGGAAAUAUGGGAACGGAGGUUUUGAGACCUCAAGAUGUUUUCUACGACAGAUUCCGGCUGUCACCUCCGGCGUUUCAUCAUCGCCGGAAAAACUACUUUGCAAACGGAAAUGCAUUUGGUAACCCUAGACCAAACAACAACUCCGGCCACAAAAAGCCGGUACCACGACUGGAGCGGUCAGACCUCAAGAGAAAGACUUCUCACCAAUCUCCUCCACCGCAAAAAUCAGACCAACAGCCGCAGCUCCAAAUCCCGAGGAGAUCAUCAAGUGCGUCUCCUCCGCCACAACCUCAAAAGUCGGAGCGGCGGAUUAGAUCAUCAAGUGCGCCUCCUCUGCCUCAGCCUCCGACACCUGUGGUGGUGGAGCAGCAGCUCAACCACCUCCUCCUCCCGAGGAGAUCAGCGAGCGUGGACGAGCUGCAAAAUGAUCUUCCUAGGGUUACGAUAUUGAGAAGAGGACAGUCGCUAGACACAAUUGAUGCAACCAGACUGAAGAGAGAUUUAGAGGAGGAAACCACAGGAGGAGGAGGCCUUGUGAGGGAUGAUGUGUACGCUGGAUCGGCGUUUUUUGUAUCGCCUUCACCCAGCUCUCUUCCUUUGCCUUCUUUCUUCAACAUCAACAACAGUAACAGUAACAAUAAUAGCGUGAAUAUCAGCAAUCACAUCACCAUAAUCAACAACGAAGAAUUUCAUGAUUCGGCCACCAGAGACCUGAGGCGUCUGCUUCGUCUCGAAUGAGCUGAUGAUGAUUAUCAGCUAAGAACUACUACUACUACUACUACUACCUACUACCUGGUACUGCUACUAUUACUACGGCAUCGUCUGAUUCGCUUUGGUUUCCUUUUUUCUGGAUCUAAGUUUCUCCAUAUCGUAUUUUUUGUCAAAUAUGGAGAAAUUUUACUGGUCUGAAAAUAGAGGAACAGUGAAAACAGAAGUGCAAGCGAAUUGGCCGUGGGUUUUUAGAACCUUUUUUUUUUUUAAUGUUUUUAGCUAGCUUAUUAGCUAUAUCUGAGAAGUACUUGUGGGGGUUGGCUAAGAACGAUUGGAGGUGUUAAUUAGGUGGGCUCGUGGAUGAAGAGAUGAAAUGACCCCCAAGAGUGUCUAAAGAAAAAGAAAAGAAAAAGAAAUUAUGUGUAUGGUGUAUAACGUAUACUGUUCCAAGAAAAUUGUACAGUUUUCUUUGGGACGGUAUUGUAAUGUAAUAGAGUGGCUAAUCAGUGUAGCAAAUGGGAGUAUUUGUAUUGUAUUUGGGGUACGCCUCAUUGUAUUGUUGUAGGUACUAUGGGAGGGAGUUGAAGGGAAAUAAGUAAGAUGGUCUGUGUUAGUGGUGUGAUGCUUCUGUUGGUUGUUGAUGUUGAUGAUGUAUAUUAUAUUUCAUCUCAAUGAUAAUAUGAAUAGCAAAGAUGUAUUAAAUGGGCUAAUAUAUAUAUA